CGUUAUCAUCAUCAUCAUCAUCAUCUUUUCAGAGCUUAUAUUAUUACGUUUCACUCUCCAAUCUUCAUACAUGUAUACACAUGUAGAUUGAUGUUUAUCUAUCAGAUGAAAUGAGAUUACUUCUGCACAACUGGAGCAGUGAUUUUGAACGCAAUGGUGCGUUGUUAUCUCAUUCUUUGCGUCUUUCUGCUUCUUCUCGCCUCACCACUUCCUUCGGAAGCCAACCGGAAAGUUUUAGAAACCCUCGCCGACGCCGUUGAAUUGGCGGUGGAUCAGGUGCUUAUUGGUUGCAGCAAAGAGAAUAUAACCAAGGAAGAAGACACACAUUGUGAAUCCUGCCUUAGUAGUAAGAUACUAUUAGUAAAGAAAAGAAAGCCAAAGGAGUCUAUACUUGAUCUUCCUCCACAAGCGAAACGAACUCUUCUUGAUUGCUUGAGGAAACAUCAUUCACUUCAUUCUCGGACUUGGUUCUCUAAAUUCAGGCCAAUUGUUUCCAAAACCUACAUAGUUUGUAACACACAUGCAUCCAAGCUAUUUAGAGCUCGACGACUUGGUGACUCAAAAUCUGCACCAAAUCCAACUGAGAGUGACGGUCAUCAUGCCCGUGCUCCUGCUCAUCAACCACGUCGUAAGAAAAGGGAUAGCCAGAAGCAUGUUGCCAUUGUAUCGACUAUAACUGCAGUUGCUGUAAUUAUCCUUUCUCCUAUCGUUUACCUAUGCUGUCUCAGGGGGGAUAGUAGCAAAGCUAACACCAGGAACAGACAAAGAGAUAGGCAAUCUCGUCUGAAUGCUUGUUCAUACGAAAUAUCUGCUGGUAUUUUGUUAAAAGAAAACAAAAACAAUUCAAUCUCUGUUCAUUAUGUCUCCCUCUGA
Molecule: messenger RNA, 873 nt
Organism: Impatiens glandulifera
Lineage: Eukaryota; Viridiplantae; Streptophyta; Magnoliopsida; Ericales; Balsaminaceae
Exons: 2
Coding region: 154-873 (239 amino acids)
Source: RefSeq, a predicted model, not a curated record